GUACUUAUUUUCCGAAAAAAAAAAAAAAACUGUACUUAUUUUGGAUCCGAAUUCAUUGAGCCCUAGGUUUUUGGGAAUUAGGAGGAAAAAGGAAAGAGGAAGAAGAAGAAGAAGAAGAAGAAAGACGAGGAAAAAUUUCCACUGAAUCUGCAGAUGCCAUAGUCGAAUAUCUAGUAAGCUUCUGGAACUUUAACGAGACCAAGCUUGAAAUUGAAUAAUGGCUACCACAACACAAACACGAGAUGACGAUGGCCUUAAGAAACUGGAAUACUUAUCUCUCGUAUCUAAGGUUUGCACGGAACUCGAAACUCACUUAGGGUUUGGAGACAAAGUAUUGGCGGAGUUCAUCACCGAAUUAGGCCGAAACUGUGAGACCGUUGACGAAUUUGAUUCGAAGUUGAAGGAAAACGGUGCCGAGAUGCCCGAUUACUUUGUCCGCACAUUACUAACUAUCAUUCACGCCAUCCUUCCGCCCAAGCCCAAGUCUGGCAAGGAAUCAAAGAAUAAAGACACCGCUUCUCUCGCUGAUGCUAAAAAUUCCAAAUUCAGAGCUCUUGCUAUUGCAGACAGUAAGGAGAGAGCCAAGGACCUUGAACGCGAGUUGGAAAUGGAGGCUUUGGAAAGAAGGAAUGAACAGGAAAAAGCAGAGGACGGUAGGAACAGAGACAGAGACAGAGACUGGAGGGGUAAGGAUAGAGAUAGGUAUUGGGAUAGAUCUGAUAGAGAUGAGAGACGUAGAGAUAGAGACUAUGAUAAUGGUCAUGACGGUAGAGGUGGUGAUUAUAGGAGUAGAGGAAAGCAGAGGGAUAGGCAUGACAGGCAUAGGAGAAAUGGGAGUGAAGAAAAUGGUUAUCAUGACAGGGAGGGUGGUGAAAGUGAAAGAGAUAGGAGGAAUGGACACAAUACUUCCAGUGAGCCUGAAUUGUACAAGGUGUAUAAGGGUAGGGUAUCAAGAGUGAUGGACUCAGGUUGUUUUGUGCAAUUGAAUGACCUUAGGAGCAAGGAGGGUUUGGUUCAUGUUUCUCAGAUUGCAAAUAGGAGGAUUGGUAAUGCCAAGGAUGUUGUGAAGCGGGACCAGGAGGUUUAUGUUAAGGUGAUUUCAAUUUCCGGACAGAAGUUGAGUCUUUCCAUGAGGGAUGUUGAUCAGAAUACGGGUAAGGAUCUACUUCCUUUGAAGAAGAGCUCAGAUGAUGAUGAUACUUUUAGGACCAAUCCUUCAGCAUCCAAGGAGGGACCAGUGACCAGGACAGGGCUUUCUGGGAUUAGGAUCAUGGAGGAGGAUGAUGCUGUUCCAUCGCGUCGACCAUUGAAGAGAAUGAGCUCACCUGAGAGAUGGGAGGCAAAACAGUUGAUUGCAUCUGGAGUUUUAAGUGUCAAAGAGUAUCCCAUGUAUGAUGAAGAGCGAGAUGGGAUGCUUUAUCAGGAAGAGGGCGCUGAGGAGGAUCUUGAAAUUGAGUUAAAUGAAGAUGAGCCUGCAUUUUUGCAAGGGCAGACUCGGUACUCUGUUGAUAUGUCUCCGGUGAAGAUUUUUAAGAAUCCAGAAGGAUCAUUGAGUCGUGCAGCUGCCCUUCAGUCUGCACUUAUAAAGGAGAGAAGAGAGGUAAGGGAACAACAGCAGAGGACGAUGCUUGAUUCAAUACCAAAGGAUCUUAAUCGUCCUUGGGAAGACCCAAUGCCUGAGACUGGUGAGAGGCAUCUGGCUCAGGAGCUUAGAGGUGUUGGGUUAUCUGCUUAUGACAUGCCUGAGUGGAAGAAGGAUGCAUUUGGAAAAGCUUUAACAUUUGGGCAAAGAUCAAAGCUAUCAAUUCAGGAGCAGAGGCAGAGCUUGCCAAUCUACAAAUUGAAGAAAGAGUUAAUUCAAGCUGUCCAUGAUAAUCAGGUUCUGGUUGUAAUUGGUGAGACAGGCUCUGGUAAGACUACCCAGGUGACACAGUAUCUUGCUGAGGCAGGUUAUACUACGAGGGGUAAGAUUGGAUGUACUCAGCCACGUCGGGUGGCUGCAAUGUCUGUGGCCAAGAGGGUGGCUGAAGAGUUUGGGUGUCGUUUAGGGGAGGAGGUUGGUUAUGCCAUUCGCUUUGAGGAUUGUACUGGACCGGACACAGUGAUCAAGUACAUGACAGAUGGUAUGCUACUUAGGGAAAUUCUGAUUGAUGAUAAUCUUUCUCAGUACUCGGUGAUAAUGCUUGAUGAAGCUCAUGAGAGGACAAUCCACACUGAUGUCCUUUUUGGGUUACUUAAACAGCUUGUAAAGAGGAGACCUGAUCUUCGCUUGAUUGUCACAUCUGCCACACUAGAUGCAGAGAAAUUUUCAGGAUAUUUCUUCAACUGUAAUAUAUUCACAAUUCCUGGGAGAACUUUUCCCGUGGAGAUAUUGUAUACCAAACAGCCAGAAAGUGACUACUUAGAUGCAGCUUUGAUCACUGUGCUACAGAUCCACUUGACAGAACCUGAAGGUGACGUACUUCUUUUCUUGACUGGUCAGGAGGAGAUUGAUUUUGCAUGCCAAUCUCUCUAUGAGAGGAUGAAGGGUUUAGGAAAAAAUGUUCCUGAAUUAAUUAUAUUACCUGUUUAUAGUGCACUCCCCAGUGAAAUGCAGUCCAGGAUAUUUGAACCUGCCCCACCAGGUAAGAGGAAGGUUGUUGUGGCAACCAAUAUUGCUGAGGCCUCACUGACAAUUGAUGGGAUUUUUUAUGUUAUUGAUCCUGGGUUUGCAAAGCAGAAUGUAUAUAAUCCAAAGCAGGGGCUUGAUUCUCUGGUUAUAACACCCAUUUCACAAGCAUCUGCCAAGCAACGAGCUGGAAGAGCUGGGCGUACUGGACCGGGAAAAUGUUAUCGUCUGUAUACUGAAAGUGCAUAUCGUAAUGAGAUGUCGCCGACCUCAAUUCCAGAAAUUCAAAGAAUAAACCUUGGAUUUACUACACUCACGAUGAAGGCAAUGGGAAUUAAUGAUCUAUUAUCUUUUGAUUUUAUGGAUCCACCAUCACCACAGGCCCUCAUAUCUGCCAUGGAACAAUUAUACAGUCUAGGAGCUUUGGAUGAAGAGGGGCUUCUGACCAAAUUGGGAAGGAAAAUGGCUGAAUUUCCCCUGGAUCCGCCAUUGUCAAAGAUGUUGCUGGCGAGUGUAGAUCUUGGGUGCAGUGAUGAGAUUUUGACUAUUAUUGCUAUGAUCCAAACUGGUAAUAUAUUCUACAGGCCUAGGGAAAAACAAGCUCAAGCAGAUCAGAAGAGGGCCAAGUUUUUCCAGCCUGAGGGAGACCAUUUGACCUUACUUGCUGUAUAUGAGGCUUGGAAAGCUAAGAACUUUUCAGGGCCUUGGUGUUUUGAGAAUUUUGUUCAGUCCAGAUCCUUGAGGAGGGCACAGGAUGUCAGGAAACAGCUUCUCUCAAUCAUGGAUAAAUACAAAUUGGAUGUUGUGAGUGCUGGAAAGAAUUUCACGAAGAUAAGAAAAGCGAUUACAGCGGGAUUCUUUUUUCAUGCUGCCAGAAAGGAUCCACAAGAGGGGUAUCGGACCCUAGUUGAGAACCAACCAGUUUACAUUCAUCCAAGCAGUGCUCUUUUUCAGAGACAACCAGACUGGGUCAUCUACCAUGAACUGGUAAUGACUACAAAAGAGUACAUGCGCGAGGUGACUGUUAUAGAUCCCAAAUGGCUCGUGGAACUGGCACCUAGGUUCUUUAAGGUGGCAGAUCCAACGAAAAUGAGCAAGAGGAAACGUCAAGAAAGGAUUGAACCACUAUAUGACAGAUACCAUGAACCUAAUUCCUGGCGAUUGAGUAAGCGGCGAGCGUGAUGUGUUUCAAGAGCUAUUGCUGUCGACUGGUCUGUAAUCACAUUUCUGUCAUGCUGUAAAAUUUAAGUGUACUUGUACAUAUUCUCCUCAAUGAAGUGAUGGAUGCUUUGGAGGGCUGAAGAUUUUCCCUGCAGAAAUGUGGACACUUCAAUAAUUUUGACUUGUUUAGCUUUAGAAUGAAUUCAUUGUGGAAUCCUUUAUUGACUUGCAAAUUCCAAGCCCUAUUGCCAUGCUCA
Manihot esculenta (cassava) is the source of this 4026-nucleotide messenger RNA. RefSeq names its product probable pre-mRNA-splicing factor ATP-dependent RNA helicase DEAH5. Gene Ontology annotation, cellular component: catalytic step 2 spliceosome; intracellular anatomical structure. The transcript is spliced from 3 exons. Bases 218 to 3790 code for a protein of 1190 amino acids. The record is from RefSeq and is a predicted model, not a curated record. Gene Ontology annotation, biological process: mRNA splicing, via spliceosome; spliceosomal complex disassembly. Gene Ontology annotation, molecular function: RNA binding; ATP binding; RNA helicase activity. NCBI's taxonomy places the organism in Eukaryota, Viridiplantae, Streptophyta, Magnoliopsida, Malpighiales, Euphorbiaceae.